AUGGCUUCAUCAGGGAAUGAGAUAGAAAUAUGGACUCACAGGCAAGGUGGCGGAAUUGGAGAGCUGGUAGAGCCCGUGACCUCUCCUGAAAACGGUGAUCGUCUUUCACCAGGGAAGUCGAUCGGCAGCGUAGACCAUCUGCACCUCCCUGGAAGAGUAGACUCUGCUUACAGCUCUUUCUCAGGGGGCUCAAACAUUCCAGAGUAUCCCACCCCAUCGUGCUAUAGCGAAAACUGCUGUUUGCCUCCACAGCAGGUACCGUACAUGGACGCAGAAUACGUAAGAGGUAUUUACAAUCUCAGCGCAGCAACCUCUGACCUCCGAUGCCCGCAUCCACCCAAGGCUUUAAAUCCAAGACUGCUGCCUCUGGCUGCACCUCCACCUUCUCCUCCCAUGCGACUCGAUAGCUAUAAAGUCACUAGACACCUGGAAAGCUCAAGAGGGAGACGCAACUCGGGAGGUCACGGUGAGUGCAGUGUGCAGCCGGUGCCUUGCCGGCAGGACAGUUGGCUAGCGGACAGGGAUGUGCCGUGGGGUCAAUGCAGGGAUGAAGUUACUGAGCCAGACAUAGCGGCUGCUAGGAGAAGGACUCUGGAAAAUGAGGGCCUUUCUUCUGCUGAUUCUACAAAGGAGGUAUUGAUAUCAAAAAUUCAGGGAUUAAAGGUGGAAGAAAAUGGAGAGUGGAGCUCAUCCCAACAACCUGUAAAGAGAACCAAUCCACACGUUUUCCGCAGACCUUCUUCAUUCAUUUUUCAAGAAUAUUUGAAGACUGACUCUGUGGCUAACAUCCCUAAAAUACUUUCUGCUUACAAUUCAGUUUAUGCUUAUAAAAUUCCUGAAGAGGUGAGCUCCAAGUCCUAUCACCCAGCGCAUACCAACCCUGGCGCUGUUAAUGAUACACGAGAAGACAAACAGUGUCCUGGCAGUGGAUGGAAGCCAACUUCCAGAGGAGCAGAUCUGCGAAGUGCAGUGCCGGAACCCAACCGACGAAAAGGAUCCUUGCCCUGCGCUCCGUGCCCGCUCCCUGCCGACUUGCAUUCGGACUUGGAUCAAGAGGUGUUUGAGGAUAGUUGUGACUUAAAAUCUAUGGAGAAUGCUCUUCCAGUUAAAAAUGCCUCCAGGAAGCUGAACAGUUGUGCAGCUGAAAAUCAGUGCUGUGACUCUGAAGGAAAAACUGGGCGUGAUGUUAGGGAACUGCUGCUGAAUCAGCAAGCCCAAACGCAGAGAUCAUCACUGUCCUGCAGCUACGGCGCUGCAGAAACGGAGCUCCCUCGCUGUGAGGAGUUGGGUCAGGGAGAUCGGCACCGCUACGAUAACACUACCCAAACAUCCUUUUUCAGACCAAAGGAAGAUUCCACAUCCCAGUCUUCAUGUGAAGUGAAGAAAGAAGAACAGGCUAAUAACAGCAGUCCUGGCUUUAGCACGCAGCUAGAACAAGAGGAACCUCCUGUUCAGAAAAGCCAAGCUGAAUUCCAAAACCAGCUCUUACGACAGCUCCGGGAUGAUCUGGCUGGUGAGCAAAUAACCAGGCAGACCACUCCCAUGCUUUACUAUCUUUCUGGGGGGAAAACCACCGACAUCCUGCACAGCAAGCUCGCCCAACGACAAGGGGACUCAAGGAGCUCACCAAAGGAAUGUCCAGUGAGCAGCUGCUCUGCCUCAGCGCGGUGUGUAGAGGCACAAGGGGGAAGCAGUGGGCUCCGAAGGACCAGCCACCGCCAUCAGUGCAGCGCUGAGGAGCUCCUGCUCGAGCCUGAUGAUCUCAGGGGUCCUGCUUCAUCCACGGAUGAGAGUUUUAAGAAUGACUAUAGAGAGAAACUGAAAGUGGCUCAAAAAAAGGUUCUGAGGGAAACCUCCUUUAAGAGAAAAGACUUACAGAUGAGUUUGCCUGUUAGACUGAGACAGAAACCCUCUAAAAGACCAUCAGUUGAGCACCUUCGGUCUUUCUCGUUAUCCCACGCAGGCGAGGAUGCCCAACCUUGUUCCCUUUCUCAUCUAGAAUCCUUGGGAAGUUUCAGUAGAGAUGAAGAAGUUAAGAGGCCGCAAACAGGUAGAAUAGGGGGAAGGAAAAGGGUAACAAAGGAGCAAAAGAAACUGUGUUAUUCUGAACCUGAGAAACUGGAUCAGCUGGCAGAUAAGGAGGUGUCAUGGAAUCACGUCAGGGAUGAAAUCACUGAGCAAGAUGUAGUGGCAGCUAGGAGAAAGGCUCUGGAAAACAGAGGGAGGGCACUUUCCAGUUCAAAUAUCUCCAGGAUGGAGCUGAAACAGAUCCAGUAUACUGCACUUAUGGAAUACAUGGAACGAAAGAUUCAUCAGAGACCCGCUAGUUCCCAGCCCCUGCCGCUGCACAAGCCGCCCCUGCAGAAGGGGCUGUCGCAUCCCAGGUGGCCUCCUGGCAAGGUUUCCAGCCCGAGUGGGAGCAGGAGCCUGCAAAACAAUGAGGUUUUCUGCCAAGUUUUCGCUAAAGAAAAAUCGCCAGAUGUUUUCCCUCCUUUGGCUUUUGUUCCCCUGCUGAGAGCGACCAGCAGGUUCGAUCCCAGCUCUGCUGCUGCUGGUACAACGACCUCGAAGAACCACCCUAGUGAAGGGGACGGGAGCUGCGCCGGCAAGCGUGUGUCGGCCGAAAUUCUCCCGCCGGCAGGUGAUCCUGCGUCGGGGAGAGCUCACGAGACAGCGCAAUCAACUCCUCCUUCCACGCAGGCCCCUUGCAGAUGUGCCAGCGGUGCAGCAGCAGCGUCUCGGCGUUGUGAGAGCUGUCUCGACACCCCCAGUUUCUGUGACCCUGGGAAAGAUGGAUGCAAGACUCAUGGAUAUAAAGACAAUGACAUAAUUGGACAUGCGUGUUGUCAGGAUUCUAAGGAGCUGACUCCUGAAACCUUUAUUCCUAUCCCAAGAAGUGGAGGCAAGGAAGAUGCUCAGGUGGAGGAAGAAUGUAGACCCAAACCUGCGAACGGCAACGCUUUAAUAAAGUGUCCAGAGCAGCCUGCAGCUCCUGGGGAGCCAGAAACGAACUGCCACGCAUCAGCGCAGCGUCACCGAGGAGACAGUGGUACAGCCGGGGGUUUAGUGGCAAAGGACUUAUCUGUGCACGAUAGCCAAGAUGAUAUUCUCCCUGAGAGAGAGAUGAAUCCACCCAAAAAGAGACUGCAGUCUCCUGAAGACCAGCGGUACGAAGAACUUGCUAUGGAGAUCAUUGCUGAAGACAAUUCUCUGGUUGAUAUUCUCAUGCCUCACCCUGUUAGAAAAGCUGCUCUAGAUCUGAUGGAGGGUCUUUUUCCUGCUAACAUUUCCAUGCUGGAUAAAUCACAUAGGAAAAAGGGAAACGUACAGCAUGUGCAGGAGAAUGACAGGAGGAGUAAAGGUGCCACAGAAGAACGUCCUGUGUCUGACCACGAUGCCAAGCAAGAUCCUACCUCUGAGGGAAACCAGGUCGUGAAUAGGAGCAGAGACAGCUCGAAUGACCUAGAUGACAUCACGUCUAAGAAACUGGAACUCAUCUCCAGCCUCCGGUCCAAGCUGCAGAGGCUAUGGGAGGAAAGGGAGCUCGUCCUCCGCGAGGCCAGGGAGUGCGCCGAGCGAGGCCGGGAGCUGGAGGCUGUGGUGCGGGAUGUCUGCAAGCCCAAUGAGUUUGAGCGCUACAUGAUGUUCAUCGGCGACCUGGAGAAGGUUGUGAGCCUCUUGCUCUGCUUGUCCAGCCGUCUUGCCCGAGUCCAAAAUGCCAUGAGGAGGAUCGACGGCAACACAGACGCUGAGGAGAAGCAAUCGCUGAACGAACGGCACAAGCUCUUGUCCAGACAGCGGGAGGAUGCAAAAGACCUGAAGGAAAAUCUAGACCGUAGGGAAAAAAAAGCCAAAUACCUGACUGAUCAGCAGCUCCAGGACUACCGACACUUUGUUCAAGUCAAGACCUCCCUGCUGAUUGAACAGAAGGACCUCGAAGAGCAGAUUAAGUUUUUCGAAGAACAACUAGUCAGCCUUGAGCAAAGCAUCUCCCUCUGA
Messenger RNA from Eurypyga helias (sunbittern), 3999 nucleotides. It is a transcript of the gene SHROOM1, whose product is annotated as shroom family member 1. The record is from RefSeq and is a predicted model, not a curated record. Gene Ontology annotation, molecular function: actin filament binding. Gene Ontology annotation, biological process: actin filament organization. NCBI's taxonomy places the organism in Eukaryota, Metazoa, Chordata, Aves, Eurypygiformes, Eurypygidae. Gene Ontology annotation, cellular component: cortical actin cytoskeleton; apical junction complex; adherens junction.